CAAAAUUCGUGAUUUUUGUACGAUAGGAUUAUAGGGAGAGGGAAAGCACACUCUAUUUUGUAACAUUGUGGUUUAGAAAGAAUUUUAUUUGCAUUUUUAGUUUUUGUCCAAGAUAAUUAUAGAAUUCCCAUUUUUUGUGGUAUCCUAUCCUAUAAAUGAGUUUGGCUUACCAAUACCGUUAUCCUCUCCGACCAAUCAAACUUAACCCACAUAAAUCCCCAAGAAUCAACCCCAAAAUAUUGCUGCAGAUUUCAAGUGCACAGAAGAGAUGCUUGAGGUGCAACACCCUUUAUGACGACAGCGGCAACUCUCCAACUGCUUGUUCUUUUCAUGGCCACGCCACUGGGGAGAGAGGAUUAUUUGCAUUGGCCCCACCUCACCAAGGAAUUGAUGGAGAGUGGAGCGAUAAAUCUGGUGUGAUUGUGUACAAAUGGAAUGAGAAAGAUGAGAGGCCAAACUCUGGCAGAUCCAACUGGAAAAGGAGAUGGAGCUGUUGUGCAGAGUAUGACGAGAAUGCCCCUCCUUGCCAACGAGGAUGCCACGUGUCUUACGAUGAUGGUUUCACCUUGUACUGAUCUCCUCUAUAUUCGGAUUUAUUGAAAGCAUCUAUUUCCCGUUCGUUGCACGUUGUCACAAAAUUGAAUUUGGGCAUAACAAGGCAAACAUUAUGUACCCAUUUACGAAAUAAUUACAUCGGUAUUUUUGCAUGUGGAUCUGUGGAUAGUUUUGUGGAUACUCCAUUGGGUGAGUUGAGCCUUCUGAACUUCAAUAUGUUUUCAUUCUAAAAACGAAGGAUUUCUCAUGCAAAAAAUGAGAAGAUAGGCUUGGUGUGAAAGUUGAAAAAUGUGAG
Molecule: messenger RNA, 850 nt
Organism: Striga asiatica
Lineage: Eukaryota; Viridiplantae; Streptophyta; Magnoliopsida; Lamiales; Orobanchaceae
Source: the annotation of a GenBank genome assembly